This is a messenger RNA of Glycine soja, 717 nucleotides long. RefSeq lists its product as uncharacterized. The coding region runs from base 165 to 461 and encodes 98 amino acids. NCBI's taxonomy places the organism in Eukaryota, Viridiplantae, Streptophyta, Magnoliopsida, Fabales, Fabaceae. The transcript has a single exon. The record is from RefSeq and is a predicted model, not a curated record. Gene Ontology annotation, biological process: negative regulation of cell population proliferation.
GAUCUCUUUGAACCCUUUACAUAUAUACCUAUACCUACACAGUCCCACAGUGACUUUUUUCUUCUCUCUUAUCACAAUCUUCUUUCCUCUUCUUCAUACACACAAAGGAUAAGGCUCAUAGUGUGGUGGUAUCUAUCACAUUCAAAGUUCCUCUGCUGCUUGUGAUGGAUGAGAAGAGAAAGGCAUCAAAGAAGGACACAGGUUCCUUUUCUUCCCCAGGGUCAUUAUUCUCAAGGAGCACCUCUACUUCAAACUCUCCUCUCCUUAGAAGCUUAUCUCAAAAGAGUUCUUCAUCUUCUUCCAAAUGCAAUAAUAAUAAUCUUCCUAGGAGCUUCUCACAGAAGAACCCUUCCAUUGGCCGCAAAUGCACCAAAUUAGCUAAGGAACAGAAAGCAAGGUUUUACAUCAUGAGGAGGUGUGUUGCCAUGUUGGUUUGCUGGCACAAGCAUGGGGAUUCAUGAAAGAAGUGCACAGAUCUUGUGCUUAGUUUUUAUUGGUUUAUGAUCCUUUUAUUGGCCCACUUUGAAUACUAUAGAUUCGAUUGUAAUUACGAGUUGACUAAGGUGAGUUAUAAGAUUUACACAUUGCUGGAAAUAUGUAUAUGAUCAAUUGGACUCCAGAUUAAUGUCCCCCUCCUACGUUUGAUUUUAUCUCUUACACCUAAACUUUAGGAUGAUUUUUAAAAUGAAUGGCUAAUUAAAACUUUCAUGUGUUAAA